Rubroshorea leprosula is the source of this 293-nucleotide messenger RNA. The record is from the annotation of a GenBank genome assembly. Lineage: Eukaryota; Viridiplantae; Streptophyta; Magnoliopsida; Malvales; Dipterocarpaceae.
UAGCUUGGGUUCAUGUUAAAUAUGUUGUUUCUCCAGAAUUUUGAUAGAUUUCCCGUGAGCCCGUGAGCUUUCUUCUUCCAUGUCGCCGGCCUUCCCCCAAUCUGCAGCUCCGGUUUCUUUGCUUGCAAAUUCUGGAAGCGAAACUGAGAACGAGGAAACCACGGAAAGUGACGAGUUAGAAGGCUAGCCAUUUUGUAAAUUGAUAUAGAUUUUAGAAUAAAUCAUGAUCUUGUAAACUAGAGUGUAUUGGAGAUUUAUGAUAUUAGAGCAAAUUAUAAAAUUUGAUCUUCAGA